GUUCCGGUCAUGGAAUAGACUAAAUAAGUCAAAAAAUAGAUUCUUGUGCAAGAAUGAAAUCUUAUCGGAACCCUCCAUAUCGAUUCAUCCUUUGGAAUCAUAUCACAUCCCGGAUGUGAUGAUAUAGGAUGAGUUGAGACGGUCUUUUGUAAAUACGUAAUUAUCUCGAAUAUGUUAAUCAUUUCUUUAUUUUCAUAUCGGCUGGAAGGGCAAAAGAAACAUUUUAUUUUUUCUUCCAAAAUCUCUAAUCUCUAGUGGACCUCUAAAGUAGAUUGUAUUGUGGUUUAGUUAAAUGAUUGUUUGGUUCAUGUGAAUGUUUAUUUUGAGAAUAAAUGAACAGGGAUUUUUGUUUACUAUCUAUGGUAGUAGUGAUGUUAUAGUUGUGGUUUUAUGACAAAACGAUUUUCUACCCCUCAUGGUAUUCAGAUUUUCAAAAGAAUGAGUUUUCGUGUGGAAAACAGUUUUCAAAUGAUUUUCUAGAUUUAUCUCUAUAUUAGGUUUUUAAAAUAAAGUUUCCGAGUAGGAAGCACUUUUAAAUGAUAGAGUUGUUUGGUAUAUUGUGCAUUUGCAUUAUCCUUCACCUAAGGAGUAAUUAGAGCAUGCAUCAUAUUAAGGAUGGUUAGCUGAUUGAACAUAUGAGCAUUUAUAUUGUGUUUGCUUGAUUUUUUGAGUGAUGUUGUGUGUUGUGGAUAUUUUAAUAGGUGAUAUGCCGUGCAAAUGCAGGGGAGCCUCUGUCCGAGUGGACAGAGGAAUUCUUGUGUUUGUGGUGGGUCUGUUCCGUCCCAGGGGCAAGAUUAUGUUUCAAAAAAAAAGGGGCACUUUUCACUGACUCUGUUUUCAAACUGGCCCUUUUUUAAAAAAAGGCUUAUAAAACGGGUCUCGGGGUGUGACAACCUCUCAAUACGAUCUGAACUCAGUAGUACUUUUAGAAGAAGCACUAUAUUAAGAAUCCCCCUAAUAGAUCUUUGGUGGUUGAAUUAGAAGCACCAAUUUGGAGCUCUAGCUUUUGCAAAAUAUCAUUUCAUUUUUUUCACUGCAGAAGAAAACCCAGAUAUUUGUUGCUGCUGAACGCAUGAAUAGAAGACAGACCAAACAGUUCGUAUGUUGCUUGAGGCCGACAUGCUAUGCAGAUGAUACCACAUGCAGUCUAACCUAUUUGAAUAUGAUUUAGUACUAUUCUUCUUACUAUAAUUUCUUUGUUCCUUGUUCCUUGUGCAUAAAUGUAUACAAUAAAUUACACAUUUAUUUGAAUAAAUUUUGUCAUGUUCAUACUUUGUGCCUAUCCGACUGAUCUAAACUACAUAACGAGCACUUUCAAGUUAAAUGAGUGUAAGAAACUUUACUUUGUUUGGAUAUUUCCGAAUGUUCCGAGACUUGCUGGUGCUUGAAACAAAACACUAAUGCAAUUUUUUAGUUCUCAUUUGCUCUUUCAUACUUCAUAUUUGUUUUAGAGAUUAGUUGGUUUUUCGAGAGAGUGAAGUAAUAGUUGAUCUAACAUCUCUUUUCUGUUUUUCCUCAUUGCAUGCUACGUUUGCCGUGAAGAAUCAGACAGGGAAAUUAACCUUUUUGAAUACUUGCUGCACGGAUGGAUGGAUUUGAAAGCUGUAGAACUACGGUCGCAGACAUAGAUGAAUUGGCGGUUUCCAUGACAAGGGAACUAACCUAUUACUGGUCGCUAGGCGAGGCCCGCGAACGGGGAACAAAACUAUGCCUCAUCUACAAAAUCCCACAACACAUCCGCGAGGUCGACAGGAAUGCUUACGAGCCGAUGGUUCAGUCCUUCGGUCCGUAUCAUUACGGAACUCCAACUUUACAAGCCAUGGAGAAGGAAAAGUGGAACUGCUUGGAUUACAUCCUGAAUUUGAAUCGUGAAAAGAGAUUGCGUGAUUACCUGAAGGUGAUGCAGAGGCUGGAGAAUCAAGUGAGAAGCUGUUAUACGGAAGAAAUUAAAAUGGACAAGAAGAAGUUUCGGCAGAUGCUGUUGCUUGAUGGAUGCUUUAUACUAGUGUCUUUAUAUGGGACAGCUGGAAUUGUAAUGCCCGAAACUGAAGCAUAUGGACAAGCUAAUAAUCAGGAAUUUGUUGGGGGAAAUGGAGUAGGACAAAAGGUUCCGUGGCCGAGGCACGAAGGAGAGGCUGCGAACCAAAAUAGUAUAGCAGAGCAUGAUGCGGAUUAUGCGGACCAGAUUGGUCGGUGGUAUACCAAUUUUGUUGCUCACGAUCUACUCUUGCUCGAGAACCAGAUACCCUUUUUCGUUGUCGAGAGAAUAUAUGAGCUAGUCGCAGGUAAAGACACAGAGAAUCAACGACUCACGGACAAAAUUGCAGAGUAUGUGGAAGAAAUUCUGCAUUACUAUCCGAAAGCAAUUCAAGAAUUUGAGAGGCCAAAAGAUUUUCACCAUUUGCUCCACUUGGGUCAUAUGUACUUCAGACCAAGUCAGAGAAUGGAGGAAGACAGUCAUCGUCAUGCAAGGCCCCGAUUUUUUCAACGUCUUCUUCACUUUGGCCGCAGUUAUUCGAAGCUAAGCCAUCAGCUGGAGGAAAACGAUCAAGUCUUUUCUCUUAACCACCAGACGUAUUGCUUACAAGCAGCCCAGCAGCGCUGGCGCAGAGCAGCACAAUACGUUGAAGCAGGAGUCGAAUUUAAGAAGAGAGAGUUCAAUAAGCAAAGCCCCCAUUCUCUUUUGGACAUAAGAUUUACCAAGAAAGUGCUGGAAAUCCCGUGUUUGCCGAUUGAUGAGAACACGAGCUCUCUUUUCAGGAACUUUGUGGCUCUCGAGCAAACGUGUCCUCAGUUCGGAAACGAUGUUACUGCCUAUAUUGUUUUCAUGUCCCAGCUUACCAACAUGCCUGACGACGUCAUGCUACUAGCUCAAAGAGGAAUCAUUGUGCAUGAACUGCGUAGUGAUGAAGAGGUGUCGACUCUAUUCACCAAGCUGAGUAAGGAUGUCGUCUUUGACUUCAACGGUAAGCACUACCUAAAAUCCGUGUGGCAGAUGAUGGAAGCGCACUACCAGAGUCGACUGAACAGGUGGAUCGCAUGGUUGAGGCAUAACCACUUUAGCAAUCCGUGGUUGGCCCUGGGAGCAUUUGCUGCAGUUAUCGUGCUUUCCUGCACUGCACUUCAGACACUGAUUUCUGUCUUCUCCUAUGUUUAUCCGCCAACGGAUGAAUGACUACAAGUAACCUAACUGACAAUUAGAAAUUUACAUUUGCCAAUUUCAUUAGCGGUUUACCAUACAUUUUUUUUUAUCUUGUCUGUGUAUUCUUUGUUUUUUUUCCUGAAGUUUACUUCUCUAGUUAUGCAACUUAACAACUUUUGUCUCCUGUUACCCGUUUUAAUCAUGAACCGAGUCCAUGGAGGCAAUGCAUCGUAUGUACCGAUUUCCCCGCUCCUCCUUCGCUUUCUCUGCCGCUCUAAAAGGAUGUUGCUAAGUUGUUGGCCGAUGCAGAAAUUGUUCGAUUCCUAGAAACCUGGAAUAGAAAUUUUAACAUUGAGACGGCUUUUUGAA
This is a messenger RNA of Ananas comosus (pineapple), 3511 nucleotides long. Its product is annotated as UPF0481 protein At3g47200-like. The transcript has a single exon. Bases 1586 to 3175 code for a protein of 529 amino acids. The record is from RefSeq and is a predicted model, not a curated record. Lineage: Eukaryota; Viridiplantae; Streptophyta; Magnoliopsida; Poales; Bromeliaceae.